Molecule: messenger RNA, 2301 nt
Organism: Daucus carota subsp. sativus
Lineage: Eukaryota; Viridiplantae; Streptophyta; Magnoliopsida; Apiales; Apiaceae
Product: LRR receptor-like serine/threonine-protein kinase FLS2
Exons: 1
Coding region: 272-2050 (592 amino acids)
Molecular function (GO): protein binding
Source: RefSeq, a predicted model, not a curated record
GACAAAUUUUACUCUUGGUUUAUCUAUAAAUAACAAAGCUUCAAACUUGAAAACACAUCUCAUUAUUCUUCACUGCCACACCUUUUCAUCAUUAUACCUUAUUGUCUAAGUGAAGAAAAAAUAUAUUUCUGCUUUAUUUUGUUAUUUUUUAUUUGCCCUUUUUUACACCAUGACAUAUGCUGUACCAUACUAUUAAAUAUAUUUAUUAUAUUCUUGUUCUUGUCUGAAUUCUUGUUGUUUUUGUAGUUUUGAUUGCAACCCACAUCCCAAAAUGCAAUCUUUUUUGUGGGUUUUGAGUUUCUUGAUCAUCUUUUCAUUUUCGAAUUUUUCGAUACAAGCUGCUGUGGCACCAGCUUGUUCAAGUGCAGACAGAGCUGCACUUCUGGGAUUUAAAGCUAGGAUCUUGAGAGACACUACUGGGAUUCUUGCAUCAUGGAGUACUAGAGAUUGUUGUGAUGGGAAUUGGGUUGGGAUUCAAUGUGAUCCUGCUACUGGGAGAGUUACAGAGAUGCAACUACAAGGGCCAGCAGAUAAAGACAGUGGCUUGUACAUGAAGGGCACCUUGUCUCCUACUCUAGGCAAUUUGCAGUUCUUGGAAGUUAUGGUCAUCACUGGAAUGAAGAGAAUUUCAGGAAGUAUUCCUGAGAGUUUCGCGAAUUUGAGGCGUCUCACGCAGCUUGCUCUGGAAGAUAAUGAGAUUCAUGGGACCAUUCCUGCAGGUUUAGGCCACCUGGCUUUGCUCAAAGCACUCUCAUUGAAUGGCAAUCAUUUGACAGGACAGAUUCCUGGUUCUUUGGGGAGUAUCAGAAGCCUUGCUCAGCUUACAUUAGCCAGAAACACACUGUCAGGUCCUGUUCCAUCCACUUUCAGAAAUUUACAUAGUUUACAGUAUCUUGAUCUUGGCUACAAUUCCUUAUCAGGGUCCAUCCCUGAACUUGUAGGCCAAUUCCAGAACCUCACAUUUCUUGACCUCUCCAAUAACCGUUUUACGGGUCAAAUUUCUAGUUCUUUAGGCAGUCUAAACAAUCUAUUGGACUUGUCCUUGAGCCAUAAUCAACUCUCUGGAACUAUCCCAGUUCAAAUUGGCCGCAUGAAGUCACUUACUAGUUUGUCUUUGAGCGCGAACCUACUCACAGGUCAGAUUCCAGAAUCUAUUUCACAGUUACAGAGUCUCUGGUAUCUUAACUUAUCUAGAAAUGCACUUUCAAAUCCUUUGCCUAGUGCCUUCUCCAAGGGCAUCCCUUCUUUGUUAUCUAUAGACCUGUCCUACAACAAGCUUAGUUUAGGUAAAGUUCCCGGAUGGAUAACAGGCAGGGAACUUUCCGAUGUCCAUUUAGCUGGCUGCAAUCUUGUUGGAACCCUCCCUAGCUUCAAAAAUCCAAACUCCCUGACCUCCAUUGAUCUCUCUGACAACCAUUUCAGUAAUGGAAUUUCAACUUUCUUCGCAAAAAUGUCUAGCUUGCAAAAGGCCAAGAUUUCAAACAACCAAUUGAAAUCAGACGUGUCAGUGAUCACAUUGCCAAGAGGCCUUUCUUCCCUUGACCUUCACUCAAAUCUUUUAUCCGGGCAUCUCUCAAAAAUCCUAAACAACAGCACAACCAGAUUUCUUCAAUCUCUCGACCUGUCCAACAACCAGAUUUCAGGCAACAUUCCUGAAUUACCCCAGAAUUCAAACCUAAUCCUGCUCAACAUCGCGAGGAACAAGAUCACAGGCCACAUUCCCACCUCAAUCUCAAACCUGAUCAAGCUACAAAGGCUAGACAUUUCAAGAAACCAAGUGACAGGCACAAUCCCAACCAGCCUAGGAUCACUGCUGAAGUUACAAUGGCUAGACUUGUCUAUCAACAGACUAAUCGGGCGAAUCCCAGAGAGCUUGCUGAACAUAGAAAUACUAAGGCAUGCAAACUUCAAGGCCAACAGAUUAUGUGGAUUGAUUCCUCAAGGCAGACCAUUUAACAUCUUCCCUGCAGUUGCUUAUGGACAUAACCUCUGCUUAUGUGGCAAGCCCUUGCCACCUUGCAAGGGAAAAAACAAGGAAUCGAGUCAAUGAAAUGCUGACUCAAUUCAAUAUGAGAUGCAAGUUAUUGUACACAUAGACAUAAUGCACGAUAAGCUCACCACUUAAGCUGUGAGCAACAUGUUUUAUUUAUCAAAUUCUAGUUUUUCAGUUCAUUCAUAACUUAUUUACUACUCCCUCUGUUUUUUUUUAUAUGUCACUUUUGACUUGGGCACGUACCUUUAGGUGCGUUGACCGGCUAGCAAAAAUCAUUAUUUUUAAUUGAUUUUUUUUGUGAAUUAAAA